This is a messenger RNA of Colletotrichum spaethianum, 492 nucleotides long. RefSeq lists its product as uncharacterized. The transcript is spliced from 3 exons. Lineage: Eukaryota; Fungi; Ascomycota; Sordariomycetes; Glomerellales; Glomerellaceae. The record is from RefSeq and is a predicted model, not a curated record. Bases 1 to 492 code for a protein of 163 amino acids.
AUGCUCGCGAAUGGGGACGAUUCAUGGAUCUCUCUGCUCGCCGUUGCAACGAUCGGCUCACAGUACUCCUCCAUCUCGAACUCUGAGCAGUACUCUAAAGGAUUACAAGAGCUUCUUCAUCGAGCGGUGGCGGCCUACAGCACGCUUCUCAGCUUAAUGUGUCUGCAGUUCUCGGGAUCUCGACGGGGGGGCAUGAGAGCGCAAUCGAACAUGAACGAAAUGAUGUCCUUAUGUCGCUUCGUGGUCAGUUCUCAGCGCAGCGGAACCAGCGAGCUGAACCCCGACCCAGACCAGGAACAAGACUGGAGCGGCUGGCUCGCCGUUGAGUCGCGGGUUCGGCUGGCUCAUUGUAUUUACAGUUCCCUGCACAUGAAGCUGCUUGGAGAUGCCGAGACUCCAAAACCUGGCAAGAAAGGAGUCAAUCUCCAGAAGGUAGCGCUAUCGCCCCCCAGUCUCGUCUCAAACCUUGCUAAGAAGCCCACGCCACAGUGA